This is a messenger RNA of Cloeon dipterum, 985 nucleotides long. Its product is annotated as exosome complex component RRP43-like. Gene Ontology annotation, molecular function: mRNA 3'-UTR AU-rich region binding. Gene Ontology annotation, cellular component: nuclear exosome (RNase complex); cytoplasmic exosome (RNase complex). The record is from RefSeq and is a predicted model, not a curated record. Gene Ontology annotation, biological process: exonucleolytic trimming to generate mature 3'-end of 5.8S rRNA from tricistronic rRNA transcript (SSU-rRNA, 5.8S rRNA, LSU-rRNA); nuclear polyadenylation-dependent mRNA catabolic process; U5 snRNA 3'-end processing. Bases 116 to 940 code for a protein of 274 amino acids. The transcript has 7 exons. NCBI's taxonomy places the organism in Eukaryota, Metazoa, Arthropoda, Insecta, Ephemeroptera, Baetidae.
AACACACGUGGCGCUACCUCUUAAGUUGCAAUUUGUGAUCUGUUUGUGUUCUUAAAAGUUUAAUAUUGACCAGAUAUUGAAAGGUUGAGCAAAUAAUAUUUGCCGCAAACCACAUAUGUCGGUCCACAUCAAGACUAUCCAUCCCAUGAAAUACAUGCGGGACUUUUUGGCCCGAAACAUACGGCCUGACGGGAGAAAAUUGUCCGAGGUUCGUCCCACAGCUAUAAACGUCGGUUCCAUAAGCACUGCUGAUGGGUCUGCUCUUGUAAAGAUCGGAAACACUGUAGUGAUAUGCGGAAUUAAAGCUGAACUGACUGUACCUAAUGCUGAGAAUCCCAAUGAAGGGUUCGUCAUUCCAAACGUAGAGUUACCUCCUCUCUGCUCUCCUCAAUUCAAGAGUGGGCCCCCAGGAGAGACAGCACAAGUCAGCAGUCAAUUCUUGGCUGAUAUCUUGGUGAACUCCAAGUGCGUGGAUCUACAGUCCCUCUGCAUUAUGCCAGAUAAGCUCGCGUGGGUCCUCUACUGUGACCUCAUUUGCCUUGAUCAUGAUGGCAGCGUCCUGGACGCUUGCGUAGCAGCUCUUGUAUCUGCUCUGUGUACAGUCACUCUGCCAGAAGUUAAAUUUGACGCCAUCACCAAAAACAAAACAGUGGAGUUGGAAAAGCGGAGACCGCUGACCCUGAUAUGUUUCCCGUUUGCCAGUACUUUCGCCACUUUUGAUGAGAAUUCCAUUCUUGCGGACCCAUCGGAGGAAGAGGAGUCCUUAUGUUCUGGGACGAUAUCAAUUGUAACAUCUGGAGAUAGCUUGUACUCUGUUCAUAAACCAGGUGGCUGUCAGCUCAGUGAAAAUCGUCUGAGUGAGUGCAUUAGUAAAGCACAGAAGCGGUCUCUAACCUUGAGAGGGAUGGUGGAAAAGUCUAUGGAGUCUAUCAAGAGUUGAAAUUGUUAAGCAGCAAAUUAAUAAAACAUCCAAUUUCUUCAUCAA